Messenger RNA from Eucalyptus grandis, 2041 nucleotides. RefSeq names its product transcription factor MYB27. Lineage: Eukaryota; Viridiplantae; Streptophyta; Magnoliopsida; Myrtales; Myrtaceae. The coding region runs from base 1137 to 1868 and encodes 243 amino acids. The transcript has 3 exons. The record is from RefSeq and is a predicted model, not a curated record.
UGGAAACAGUUUGGUUUUCUAAGUAUUACAAGGAGGAAUCAUCCUUUGGAUAGGUUGGGCUCUGUUAAAACUACUGGCAUCCCUGAUGCUAAUUCUACCUUGAUGACUGAGCAUCAAAAAGAUUAUCGUGAUGAGAUAACGUUGUGAUUGCUUAUAGCAACCCAAUUCCUGAUGAGGUUUUGGGGAUCCACACCUGCAAUGCAACCUCUUACAGUAUUAGUGAAUUGGACAAUGAAAAGUAGGAGGGGGCAAUUGCUGAGAAUGUUCCCGAGAAGUUCCUUAAUUGCCAAAUUUCCCUUACCUAGAACCUAUACCUACACAGACCAUAUCUGCUUGCGGAGGCGAGGAGAAACUCUCUUGAUACCAAAUGCCUGAAUGCAUCAACCAUAAAAUGAGAACUUCUGCAAUGACUCUCUCCUUGAUUUGUGUUAGAAUACUCAAUGGGGACCAUCUCUGGUCGAGAACGCUUGAGAAGCAACGAUAUUACUUGCUAAGAUCAGCUUGCUAUAACUAGUUAUAAGUUCUCAUUGGAUUUAUGUUAAAUUAGUGAUUCUGCUUAAUCAAUGAUCUUACUCUGCUUUGUGGUAGCUCGUUCGGAGUCGAAAGGCACUCCAGCCCAAGGGACUUCUAGAAAUCCUUUUUCACGACAUAUAGAAAGUGUUAUCUGAGCUGAUUUAGAACCGCAGCGCUUCUCAGCGUGCGUCAGAUUGCAAAAGGUUAUAGCCCCCGCGAUAGGACUAUCGCCAAGAAUCAUUCACCAGUUCCCCUCGACCUACCAAAGAACAUUAUCCUAAAGAACUGAGCUUAUCAAUAUCAGUCAACAUUUUUAAAAUGCCGAGCAGAGAGCAGCCAAAAAUCCAGAGCUGGUGAUCCCAGAAAAGCAAAGGGAUAGAGGCCUUCCAAUUUGUCUGGCUUGUAGACAGAACCAUUGGAUGACAUAACAAUACCAACGGUUCAAUGCAUUGCUAUCGAAUUCAGUUCAUGGUGCUUCCACAUAGGCUUGGUAGUGUAAUCCACCGAGGGUUUCCAAGUAUAAAUAUUUUUUGGUUCCUUUUUCUUCCAUUUAGCCUUCACCAGUUGCUGCCUUCUUUUCCUAUAUAUUAGGAAAGUGGUCUCCUCUUGCUUCUUGCCAAAAAAUGAUGGGUCAUCGAGGGGAAGCACGAGAAGAAAAAUUGCGGAAAGGACCUUGGAUUGAGCAGGAGGAUGAGAUUUUAACUGCCUUUGUCACUGUUUUAGGGGAGAGGCGGUGGGAUUACAUUGCAAAAACAUCGGGUCUCAAGAGGAGCGGCAAGAGUUGUCGUCUACGAUGGAAGAACUAUCUUUGCCCCAAUCUCAAGCACGGUCCCAUUAGCCCGGAAGAGGAGAGGAUUAUUAUUAAAUUUCACGAGCAAUGGGGCAACAAGUGGUCUAGGAUAGCAGAAAAGUUGCCAGGAAGAACCGACAACGAGAUCAAGAACUUCUGGAAAACCCAUUUGAGGAAAAAAGUGCAGUCUUCAAAACAAGCUUUGAUAGGAGCUGCUUGCGACGACCCAGAAUCUCAAAUGAGCAAAAUUAAUCAAGAUUCCAGCUUGUCUAAUGUGGUUUACCAAUGCAAACAAAAGCAGGACUGUCAAGACCACUUCCCAAUUGCUGAUAGCUCGAAAGCCACGGGUAGUUCCUUGAACGUUCUCAGUUUCUCGGACUUUUCACACUUGAAUUCUCCAUAUGAGAUCCGCUUGUUGGAUUGGAUGUCGGAGUUCGGGAAUGAUGCAAACGAAGUGAAUUGUGUGGACUGUAAACACUGGGGCUUGUGCUUUUGUUUUCCAAAAUGGGAUUUUGAAGAAGUUGAUAAUUCCAUAUGGAACUGCCCGGGAUACCUUUGGGAGUAAUUUCUUAGGUCUUCCUUCGGGUGCUUGAAACACCCGCCCUCUUGAGAAUGCAAGGAUCGAGUUGGUUAUUAUCUGGUAGAUCAUCUUGUACCUAAACUAGUUUUGUUCAUAGAGAGGUGCAACCCAUUGAAACCAAGCCAAUAGAAUUGCUAAGUUUAGAGCUUAUGCUCUAC